Molecule: messenger RNA, 3973 nt
Organism: Petromyzon marinus (sea lamprey)
Lineage: Eukaryota; Metazoa; Chordata; Hyperoartia; Petromyzontiformes; Petromyzontidae
Product: trypsin-like
Biological process (GO): proteolysis
Molecular function (GO): serine-type endopeptidase activity
Source: RefSeq, a predicted model, not a curated record
UUAGCGUCACGUGUCCACAGGUGUGCACGUGAUACUCGCGUAUCUCCGGGUGUGCCAUGGAGCUGAUGAUGUGUGUGAUCAUGGCGCUCGUGUCUGCAGCUGGCUGCUCGGCAAGGAGUCCCGCGGUGCGCCCCGCGAGCCGCAUCGUGGGGGGCUUUGAGGUGGUCCCGCAUUCGCUGCCCUUCCAGGUGUCGCUCCUCUACCGGGGGUCCCACAUAUGCGGAGGAGCACUCAUCGCGCCCUCCUGGGUCCUGACCGCCGCACACUGCUACAAGGACGUGAACCAGCUGAAGGUGGCGCUGGGCGUGCACAGGCGCUCGGAGCACGAGAGCACGGAGCAGGUGCGGUUCGUGAACCUGGCGGUGAAGCAUCAGGCCUACAACGAGGUCACCAUGGACAACGACCUCCUGCUGCUCAAGCUCAAAAGCCCGGCACAGGUGACGAGGGGCGUGGUGGGGCUGGUGGCCCUCUCUGAGAGGGCCGUGGCCCCGGGCACGUCGUGCUUUGUGUCUGGCUGGGGAAUAACGGCCGAGGGAAUCGACGUCCUGUCCGACCAGCUCAUGGCCGUCGCCGUGCCUAUUGUGGAGCAGAGGGUGUGCAGUUCCUACUACAGCGGGCAGGUCACCGACGGCAUGCUGUGCGCCGGCAUGGAAGAGGGUGGCAAGGACUCGUGCCAGGGUGAUUCGGGGGGACCGUUGAUAUGCAACGACAAGCUCGUUGGGGUGGUGUCGUGGGGGGAGGGCUGCGCACGUCCACACUUCUUCGGGGUCUACGCCAACGUGUCGCGGUACGUCUCGUGGAUCCGGAAGACGAUGGCGACUGCCCGCGACUACCGGCCUUGUGACCACCGCCGCCCGUGACUUAACCGGCCUUGUGACGACCGCCGCCCGGGCACGUUGAUAUCGUCUCGUCCGUCAUGCUUCGGUCAUUCGCGGGCAGUUGGCCAGUCGCGCUGUCAUGGUCAUUGUUGACUGAAAAUAAAAAAAAAUGCAUAUAUAUUUUGCUCGCGAAAUAUUUACGUUACUGGAUUAGCAAAAAUUAACACCGUCCUCCGCACCGGAUCAACUUGGUGACCACGUGGGCCAGUGUGUCCCGUCUGUGCACGGUACUUUUGCCGUGCAAUUUUUCUCUUGCACCAUUUUACAGCCCGGCGUCAGAACUUCUGUGGCGAUGCUCGCUUACACUUGCACCGUGCCACGGUAUUGGCCUCCUCGAAAAGCAAGAACAACUUCGGGAGGCAUGAGGGGGAACCACAGACAAGCGGGGAAAGGCAGCCACGUUGUAAGCUAGCGCCAAAUAACUCCCCCCCCCCCCCCCAAUUAGCCAAUUAGUGGGUGUUUACAUGUGGGAGGAAAUAAACGUGUGUGGGAAGGAGCGACUCUAUCCGAUGCAGAUGGAAGCGGUAGAGGCCACGCUUACUCCUACCGUCUGCUCCUGGCGAGCGAGGGUAUUUCGCCACCUCGACGCCCACGGGAAGGGAGUAUCACAACUUUUGCCCGAUCUCCCAACCCUCGCUGCCUCCAUACAUCUGUGUGAUCCAACUACAGUUUCCAGCGUGGGACAACACAAGCACAGGACUUGUAUUUUUUUUUUAAUUUUAAAUCUAAUUUAUUGCGGUGUUUAGCCAACAAGUGGUAUGAUACAUAUAUAUAAAAAAAAAAUCUGUUUCUAUUAAUUGCGCACGUGUUUUAUUUAAUUGUUGCGUGGAUUAACGUAGAUUUUUCCGUUGCAUUCACAGCAGGGUUGGACCUUUUGGUUUUCCGGGGUCCCAGGAAGCCCUCCUCAAUCAGCUCGGCUCGCUUGCUGGAGUCUCACUCGACAAUAUUCAAUAUUCCCUCGUUAUUUACGAACUUGCUAUCAGCGAUUUUGGGCUAUCCGCGAAUCGCCCCUGGAAUUCAACACGACUGCUGCAUCGAGAGAUAAAGUGAUGAGAGAGAAUGCGGUGAGAGAUGAGGUCACGUAGUUAAAACAUAAUAUUAUGUUUAUUUUUAUUAUUUUAAUUCCAUUCUACGUGACUUUACCGAAAGAACCAAGAAGAUGAAUCCCUGCAGUCACGAAAGCUUUAAAUCGAAAAUGAGAGAGCCUAUUUACGUAUUUAUUUAAGGUAACGCAUUAAAAAGUUAGGCUUUCGUGGUCCAUUGUCAUCGUCUGCAAAAUGUUUGAUUCCCGAGCAUCUACGCAAGAUAUCCCUCGCAAAUAACGAGGGAAUGGUGUAUUUCAUUGGCGUUAUUGACUGGGCCUGACUCUUGCAAUCUUACAAAGUCUAACCAACCCCAGACAUCUGAUGUCCUAUAAAUGCACGUUGUAUAUUAAGGCGUUAGAAUCGGAGCAAUGCGGGACAUCUCAACGUGAACAAUUAACAUUUAAACAAAUCUCAAACGUCACUAAAAUUUAGAUCGGGAAUGUGUCUCUUCAUCCACGGCAUCAUCUUUGCCACGUUCGUGUAAAAACUGCUCUUGACGUUCUUCCCACAUUGCUGCGCCACUCCCCCAGCCACGAUGCCAACCUGUUGUGGAACGAACACAACAUCGGUUUAACACGCAAGGGGCUUUCGUGAACAAUAUCAUCCGGAGGUUUUUUAUUUAUUUUUAGAUUUGAUCCCGUAGAUAUCAAUGUGUCGUGCAACCUGCCACCACCCCGACAUUGCCAAUUAGAAAGAUUUGUGGCUAUCGAAUUUGAGCCAAAUGUGGCUGUCACCUGAUGAUGCUAGUUGCAAUUACUGGUGGAAUGUACUCGAAUUGUAAAUGUGUUUUUACUCUCCCACCACACCGGUGUGCUGUACUGGUAAUGAAUUGGCAUGUUCUGUUUGUGACAAACUUUACUAAUUGGCUGUGUCGGGUGGUGGCGGGUUUAAUGACACAUUUAAAUGUAUGCGAUCUAACCCAAAAAAAGUUAUGUAAACACAACCUUCUUCAGGACAUUUUUCGCGGGCACCCCAUAACGUCCUAUGACGGUGAAGUGCGUUUGCUCCUCGACUUUGUUUAAAAAGAAUACCAAAGUAAUAAUUAAUAUCCCAUCCAUUUCCUAACAGGCCUCCUAAAUUCACCACUUGAACAGUACAAAUGUGGUUUUCAGUUUCGUGUUCUUGAAAAAAAAUACAUUUUGAAAGAUAUUUCCAGCAGUUAGCCUUGAUAGCAAAUCGAGAUGGUGUCAUUGCAAUAAAAAAACUGAAACUUCUCUUUUCCAAAUGCAUAUUCAAUUGCACCGUAACACCCAGGGUUAAAUACUAAAGAACAGGGCUAAUAUAUUAGUACUUGAAUUUCUACUACACCCAUAACUCAACAUCUUUAAGGAAUAAUUUUUACCAUGGGAUUCCGCUCCCCCUGCCGUUCGGCUGGCAGCUGCCCCCACGUAGCAAGAGGCGACCACAAUACUGGCCUGCAAGUGGGAAUUAAGUGCCAGGAGCAGAGGUGAUGUUGCUACUGGUUAUUCCAAUUAAGUAACUUGCAAGUAUUUUUUUUUCUAAUUGGGCAAAUUUUGAUCAUGACGCAGGCACCACGUGACCUGCUGUUUUUUUUUUCUAUGUCACCGGAUCUCUUAAUGUCCAUUGUAAAGCAGAGGGUGCCCCCUAAGACAAACCGGCAAUGCCCAGGUGUGUUUUGAAAUCACCUGUAUCCAUCUUCUGUUUUUUUGCAAAACAAGAGGGCCUCCGGAAUCGCCUGCACACAACCGGAGUGGGUAGGGGGGGGGGGGAAUGGAGGCAUUUAUAUUUCAUGCUGUUGCCUUUUCCCUCCCCCCCCCAUUUCAUGGCAACUGUGCUGUUGGUGUCAUGCUGCUAGACACGUCUGCUGAGACCUCGCGCAGAGUGAUGCAUCGUGCUUUUGGGGAAUGAUCUGUGGUAGGAGAUGCCGCAACAACUAAUUCAGAGAUCUAUUUCAGUGACUUUUGCUUCCGAUGCUUUGGUAUGUAAAUGUUGAACUUCUUUCGCAGCGUACGUAGCCAAUCGUGCUGAUCAGAGGUGUGGGGGAAGGAC